Chaetomium strumarium is the source of this 842-nucleotide messenger RNA. RefSeq names its product kinase-like domain-containing protein. NCBI's taxonomy places the organism in Eukaryota, Fungi, Ascomycota, Sordariomycetes, Sordariales, Chaetomiaceae. Gene Ontology annotation, cellular component: cytoplasm. Gene Ontology annotation, biological process: protein phosphorylation; signal transduction. Bases 198 to 842 code for a protein of 214 amino acids. The transcript has 2 exons. Gene Ontology annotation, molecular function: ATP binding; protein kinase activity. The record is from RefSeq and is a predicted model, not a curated record.
CAGCUCUUCCAGGACAGAAGGCGGCCACGUGACACUCUAUUUUCCCUGCUUCUUUUCUCGUCUUAAUAUACCUUCGCAUCAAGGAGAAAAGCAUUGGCACGUACUACCAACCGGUCUCAAGGCCUUGGUUUCCCAGUCUGGAUCUCUUUCAACGCCUAGGAACGCCCAGCUCAAUCCCCAGUUGAGGCAGAAUCACCAUGAAACCCGUGCAGCCAAGAGUCAUUGGAGUCGGCACAACAUGCUAUGCGACGACUACGGACGACAAGACAGUCCUCAAGGGCCACCAGGUCUGGCCUGGCGGGAACCUCGUGUUUGAUUACGGGGAUUCCUGCGAGGAGCGCCUGGCACGGGAAGCCACCAUCUACAAGCACCUCGGGCGGCACCCCCAGAUUUUGGAAUGCUUCGGUCUCGAAGAGGUGCAUCCGGGGAUCCACUCACUCCGCCUCGAAAUAGCGCCCUUGGGAUCCCUGCGCGCAUACAUGCGCCAGAUGGCCAACAACCCCCCUCCCGUGUUGUGCCGCCUGCGGAUGGCGCUCGAUGUGGCUACAGGCCUGGGCUACUUGCACUCGCGGGGCGUCAUGGCAUGCGACUUGUCGUCAACGAAUCUGUUUGUCUUCGACGACCUCAACGUGAAGCUCGGCGAUUUCGGCGGUGCUCUGCUGGAGGGAGCCGACUUUGAGUGGGAUCAGACACACGACACUCGCUAUCACUUACCUGCGCGGGGCAGGGCAUACGACGAGGUGCCGAUCAUGAAGAGGGAGCUCUUCAGCUUGGGGUAUGCCCGAGACGAGUUUCCAUCACUGGGCGGCAACGCGGCUCGGCAGAUUAUCCAGAAUUGCUAG